AUGGAUAAGAGUUGGAUGAAUCAAUCUAGAUUGAGUGAUUCAUAUGCAGAAGGAGUUAAUAUAUUUCUUGAUUUUGCAUUUAAAAAUGCAAGUCAUGAAGAAAAAAUUAUAUGUCCUUGUGUAAAGUGUGGUCUUAUUACACCUGUUACUCGCACAACUGCAUUUGAACAUUUGAUAUGCAAUGGAUUUGUGGAGGGUUACACUAAAUGGGUAUUGCACGGAGAAACUUCUUCACAUGCUGCGCAGAAUGUUGAGACUCCUAGUGAUAUUCACGAGUCAAAUUAUACCAUUGAUAUGGAAGGAGUUAUACAUGAUGCAGUUGGACAGAAUAUUGAAGGCGAUGAAUGCGAAAUUGAAAAUGAUAAUCUUCAAGGCGAAGGCGAUGAACCAAAUGCAAAAGCAAAAGAAUUUUAUGAUUUGAUAAAAGAUGCAGAGAAAGAACUUUACCCAGGUUGUACUAGUUUUACAAAGCUCUCAUUUGUUAUUCAAUUAUUUCAUAUUAAGUGCAUGUUUGGAUGGAGUGACAAAUCGUUUGGCAAGGCACUUGACUUAUUUAAAAGAGCGUUACCAAAAGGUGAAACAUUACCCAAUUCUUUUUAUGAGACCAAAAAAUUAAUCAACAUGCUAGGACUUGAUUACGAGAAAAUUGAUGCCUGUCCGAAAGAUUGCAUGUUGUAUAGAAAAGAACAUGCUAAUGACACAGAAUGUGAAGUAUGCUCUACACCAAGGAGUGAAGCUAAAGUCUUGCGCCACUUUCCGUUGAUACCAAGGUUACAAAGAUUAUUUAUGUCAUCAAAAACAUCAGAUUUUAUGACAUGGCAUCAUAAAAAAGAGCAUACAAGUGAUGGUUGUAUGAGACACCCUAGAGAUUCUCCAGCAUGGAUUACUUUUGAUCACAACCACAAGGAUUUUGCCGCAGAUCCACGAAAUGUUAGACUUGGGUUAGCUUCUGAUGGAAUGAAUCCUUUCAAAACAUUAAGUGUUAGCCACAGUACAUGGCCAGUUAUUUUGAUACCAUAUAAUCUUCCACCGUGGAUGUGCAUGAAACAACCCAAUUUCAUUAUGUCUUUACUCAUACCCGGUCCAGAUGCACCUGGAAAUAAUAUUGACGUAUAUUUGAAGCCAUUGAUUGAAGAGCUAAAGGAUUUAUGGGAAAUUGGAGUUGAAACUUUUGAUGCAUCUACCAAAAAGAACUUUAAUAUGCGGGCAUCACUACUAUGGACUAUCAGUGACUUUCCAGCAUAUGCAAACUUAUCAGGAUGGAGCACAAAAGGAAAAUAUGCGUGCCCAUCUUGUCAUGAAGACACUUGCUAUUUAUGGUUGAAGUACAGUAAAAAACAUUGUUAUAUGGGUCAUCGACGAUGGUUAGCAAUCAACGACCCAUUUAGAAAUGAUGAAAAGUCUUUUGACGGCACAAAAGAGAAAAGAAUGGCUCCAACACCAUUAAGUGGCUCUAUGAUACUCGAUACACUAGCAGGCUACCAAAUUAAAUUUGGGAAGACAGUUGUUAAUCCUCCAUUGCCAUAUGGUUGGAAAAAAGAGAGUAUAUUUUUUGAAUUGCCAUAUUGGAAAGAUAAUUUAUUACGACACAAUCUUGAUGUGAUGCAUAUUGAAAAGAAUGUAUGUGAAAGUUUGAUUGGGACAUUAUUGAGUUUAGAUGCAAAAAACAAAGACAAUUUGAAUGCGCGUCUUGAUUUAAAGCAUAUGGGUAUUAGAUCUGAACUUCAUCCAAAGGAGAGUGAGUCUAAGAAAACUGUCAUCCCCCCUGCAUGUUUUACAUUAAGCAAAAACGAAAAAAUUGUCUUUUGUCAAUUUCUAAAGACAAUCAAAGUUCCAGAUGGAUAUGCUGCCAACAUUUCUAGAUGUGUUGAUGUAAGGCAAAGAAAAAUUUAUGGGCUCAAAAGUCAUGAUUUUCAUAUUAUUAAGACUCAAUUACUACCACUAGCACUGAGGGGAAUAUCAAGUUCGCAUAUUCGUCAACAUUUAAGUACUUUGAGCAACUAUUUUCGCAUGAUGUAUUCAAAAGUUGCUCGACCACAAGAUUUUAUGCAACUUGAACAACAAAUACCUAUCAUUCUUUGUAAUCUUGAAAAAUUAUUUCCCCCAUCAUUUUUUGAUAUCAUGGUUCAUUUGGUGAUACACUUAGCAUAUGAGGCAAGAAUUUCUGGACCAUCAGUUUACCGUUGCAUGUAUCCUAUUGAAAGAUACUUGUCUAAGUUAAAGUCAUAUGUUCGGAACAAAAGCAAACCAGAAGGUUGUAUUGCUAAAGGAUAUUUAGCUGAUGACAUUUUGCUCAAGAUACAUGGAAGGUGUGGAGACGAAAUUUAA
Humulus lupulus (European hop) is the source of this 2328-nucleotide messenger RNA. RefSeq lists its product as uncharacterized. Bases 1 to 2328 code for a protein of 775 amino acids. The record is from RefSeq and is a predicted model, not a curated record. The transcript has 3 exons. NCBI's taxonomy places the organism in Eukaryota, Viridiplantae, Streptophyta, Magnoliopsida, Rosales, Cannabaceae.